This is a messenger RNA of Ruditapes philippinarum (Manila clam), 2677 nucleotides long. RefSeq lists its product as uncharacterized. Lineage: Eukaryota; Metazoa; Mollusca; Bivalvia; Venerida; Veneridae. The record is from RefSeq and is a predicted model, not a curated record. The transcript has 6 exons. Bases 131 to 970 code for a protein of 279 amino acids.
CACUUAACUUGGUCACCUUAUUUGAUAUUUUGUAGGUGUUGACACUUGUUCUCUUAGUCCAGUGUAUGAGUAUGAACUAAAAGGUCACAUUAUACUAGAACUUUACCAGAACAACAGUAGGUGGUAUAACAUGUCUUUCUGGGGAGGUCAUGUCCAGAUACCAUGGAUUGGAAACGUUGAUGAGCACUGUCCAUAUCUAGCUGUUUCUCAGUAUUACUUAUCAUUAUCAGAACAACACAUUAGCAUAGACGAAAUUGGAGAUCAAGUUCAGAGGGUAGACGCUUGCAUUCACAAUGAGACAGACCCUUGUUUAAUGAACGUAACAGUUGAGAUGAGGACGUGUGAGGGUUUCUUAUUUUACAGAUUUCCCUACAUUGAGAGUUUAGAUAAAGAAUAUGUUAGCUACACGUACAUAUGUCCAGAUACAAUCUAUUACGCAGGUUGUGACGACUUUUCACUUGUUUACACGGCCGGUACUGUUGUCGGUGAUUUAUUGGUUUUGUCCGAAGGUGAUGUACAACAUGGCUGGCUAGACGCCUAUAUCAAAGGACAACAAUUUGUCUAUCCGACUUUGACAGAAAUGAGUGAUAUAAUAGAUGGAUGUAUCGACGAUAAAACCUAUCAAUGGGGAUUUUAUCUCCCAGGUCCAAUUAAGAUAAACGAGGUUCCUACCAAACUGCCGUUGUGUUAUGUUUCUGACUAUGAUGAUGAUGGCGAGUUCGAUCUACAACCGAUCUGUGGUGUUUAUAACAUUUAUGCCAGGACAUGUAAUGACAAGAUACAGUUCGACGUUUCGCUUUAUAAAACAUCAGACAGACCCCGCUGUUUGAUUUUACAGAAAUCGAAUGGAAUGUCAACUGCUGCACUGGUUGGAAUUAUAAUAGGAUCUGUUAUAGGUUGCGCUGUUCUUGCUGUGAUUGUGCGUGUAGUUACUGUGAUUGUGCGGCGCAACUGUCACAAGGGAGUAUAAUCUGGUUUGCUUGUAAGGGAGUGUAAAUUGGUUUGCUUGUAAUGAAUAUUUGUUUUCAAAAAGGGCACAUACUGUCCGGUUGCGAGGAACAGAAUAUAUUUAUAAAUAUGAUCAAUUCAAUGGAAAAAAUAGUGGGACAAUGAUUGCACUACGCUGAAUUUAAUCGUAAUGUAACUACCAACAUGAAAUUCCGAAAUCUAUAUUUAUUAUUGUAUGAUUUCUUGUCAUUCAUUUUAUCAUGGUUCAACAACAAAACUAUUAUUCAGUUAUAUGACAAUGUAAGUGUAUUUCUUCAUUGGUAUUUCUAUAAUGUUGAUCAUUGAACCUUUUCGUAGUUUGAUGUUCUUUAUGAGAUCUUCAACAUAAUUGCUACAUACAUUUGUUAAUGAGCCUUUUAAUCAGCAAUAAGAUAUAGUAUUUAUGCCUAUUUAUAUAAUUAUAUAAAUCUGUUAAGUCUUUAUGACUGUCAAGUUAUUUUAUUUAGUUCCGCCCAUUGUUUUCUCGUUUAGGGCACACGCUUUGUUUUAAUUGGGGACCAUACGCUGCUUUUCAUGGAAUGACACUACUGUGUCACAUUGAAGGUUCCAUAAUAACCGCCGUAUGAACACAUCUGCGGAUGUUUCUAAAUUCAAAAUUUCGCCAUUUUUCGUGUUUCGUGUAACUUGCACUUUCCAGUAACGUCCAUGAACAGGCUCAAUAAAGAGUUAUCGGGAAAUCGCAUUCUAAUUGCCAUCUAUUCUCUUUUAUAUAAAACAAAUAUUAUAUGUAAAUGUGGACCCUCUACCAUAAAUAAAAUAUUUAUUGAUAAUUGUCAAAUACCUACAUGUAUAUCAAAAUGGAAUGUUUAUUUUAACAUUGAUGAUACUGAGUGGAAAUACCUGUUUGAAUGGAUUCACACUGAAACUAAUGAUAGUUACCUCCAAUGGCUUCAAACUAGAAUCACCCAUAGAAUUUUUGGAACAAACUAUUUAAUGUCUAAAAUGAAAUUGACACAAUCUGAUAAAUGCACUUUCUGCAAAGAAGAAAAAGAGACAUUAUCUCAUUUAUUCUGGAAUUGUUCUGCUAUUAAAACUUUUAUCUCAGAUGUGCAACAAUUGUUAAAAGGUCAUAAUGUUGAAUGAAAGUUGAUUGUAAGACAUUCAUUUUAGGAUAUGAAAAAGGAGAUCAAUGUCAAUUUAAUAUUUUUUGUCUAGAAUUAAAAAGAUAUAUAUUCUUGUGCAAGAGGAGGGAGAUAAUACCAUCCUUACAAGGUCUCGUCUGCAGUUUAAAGCUAGCAUCUUCAAAAGUAAGUUAUACAAAAGUUAAAAAAUCUAUGUACUCAUUAAGUGAUAGUACAUUUUUGAAUUAACUACUUAUAUAUUACAAGUGAAUAUAUUAUAUCCUGAAUAUAUUAUAUCCAGUUUUUGUGGAAAUGAAAUACUCUGAAUCCGAAGAAAACAUUUAUCUUCUGUGUAUUGUAUAUAUUAUAAAAUUAUGUAUGAUAUAAAUGCUCUCAUGUGUUUUGUAAUAUUAUAAUAAAUUGUAAGGUAAAAUAGUGGAUGGAUCCCCGACCCUAUUUUACCUAUUACGGGACAAUAAACGGAGUAACCUCUUGGGCUUCAAAAAAAUGCCUCGAUGACCUUUUGUUCGGAUGAAGCGAGAUAACUCAUUGAUAAAAAGAUUGAAAAUUAUUGUACUCGUUACGUCCCCUUGCCUUGUAGCCAUCAC